This is a messenger RNA of Solanum lycopersicum (tomato), 2439 nucleotides long. RefSeq names its product cryptochrome 1b (gene Cry1b). NCBI's taxonomy places the organism in Eukaryota, Viridiplantae, Streptophyta, Magnoliopsida, Solanales, Solanaceae. Gene Ontology annotation, cellular component: nucleus; cytoplasm. Gene Ontology annotation, molecular function: FAD binding; deoxyribodipyrimidine photo-lyase activity; DNA binding. The record is from RefSeq and is marked provisional. Gene Ontology annotation, biological process: circadian regulation of gene expression; blue light signaling pathway; entrainment of circadian clock by photoperiod.
GAAUAAAUUAAUAAAUAUAUACAUAUUAACCUACCUAUAAGCUUCAAAUCUUGAUCGACGCCACCCUAUCAAAGUGUUUUUUGUAGGCAUAAUACAUAAAAGAAAAAAUAAUCUAAUUUUAAGCAUGCAUAACUAAACACCUCAACUCGUAAUCCAGAUUGUUAUUUGAUCAUCUAAAUUUAUGUGUCAAAUCAUCCAAAAGACACCUUGAGGAUGAGUUGGAGUGUUCAGUUGUCAAUCAAGACUAAGUUGAGGUGUCUAGAUAUUCACCGUCAAAGUUAGAGUGCUUACUUACCAACUGAGGUCAAACUUGACUGUUUGCUUGUGUAUUAUGCCCUUUUUUUGUAACACAUCCUAUUCAUUAGUGAAAGUUACAUGUAAAGCAAUAAAGGGAUAAGACUAAUCCUAGUUCACUGAUGUCCAAGAAAGACACAUUAGCAUGGUGGUGUUAAAGAUAGGUGACACAUUGUUGGUAAUAUUUUGAGGCAAAAAAAAAUAAAAUGUCAAGUGGUGGUUGUAGUAUAGUAUGGUUUAGGAGGGAUCUGAGGCUUGAAGAUAAUCCAGCACUGGCUGCUGCAGUGAGAGCAGGAUCAGUGAUUGCUGUGUUUAUAUGGGCACCAGAAGAAGAAGGAUACUAUUGCCCUGGAAGAGUGUCAAGAUGGUGGAUUAAGAAAAGUUUGGCUCAUCUUGAUUCAUCUUUGAAGAAACUUGGCACUUCACUCAUUACAAAGAGAUCUAAUGAUAGUGUUUCUUCUCUUCUUCAAGUUGUCAAAUCUACCGGUGCAACUCGAGUUUUUUUCAAUCAUUUAUAUGAUCCAAUAUCACUUGUAAGGGAUAAUUGCGCAAAGGAAACCUUAUCAGCUGAAGGUGUAUCUGUGUGUUCUUUCAAUGCUGAUUUGCUAUAUGAACCAUGGGAAGUUGUCGAUGAUGAAAGCCGUCCAUUCAGCACAUUUUCUGAUUUUUGGGAAAAAUGUCUUACCAUGCCUUAUGAUCCUGAAGCUCCACUUCUUCCGCCUAAAAGGAUAAUAUCUGGUGAUGCAUCAAGAUGCCCUUCAGACAACUUGGUGUUUGAGAGUGAAUUAGAGAAAGGAAGCAAUGCACUUCUUGCUCGAGCGUGGUCUCCUGGUUGGAGCAAUGCUGAUAAGGCACUCACUACUUUCAUUAAUGGACCGUUGAUUGAGUAUUCCAAGAAUCGUAGUAAAGCUGAUAGUGCAACAACCUCAUUUCUGUCACCGUGUUUACAUUUUGGUGAAGUCAGUGUUCGUAAGGUAUUCCAUCGUAUUCGUACUAAACAAACACUCUGGGCUAAUGAAGGAAACAAAGCAGGUGAAGAGAGUGUCAACUUGUUCCUCAAGUCUAUCGGCCUUAGGGAGUUCUCGAGAUACAUGAGCUUUUAUCAUCCUUACAGUCAUGAAAGGCCAUUGCUUGGUCAGUUGAAGUACUUCCCUUGGUUAGUAGACGAGGGUUAUUUUAAGGCGUGGAGGCAAGGUAGAACAGGUUAUCCUUUAGUUGAUGCAGGUAUGAGAGAACUUUGGGCCACUGGCUGGUUACAUGAUCGUAUUCGAGUUGUUGUGUCUAGUUUCUCUGUUAAGGUUCUGCAGCUUCCUUGGACAUGGGGAAUGAAGUAUUUCUGGGACACACUGUUAGAUGCAGAUCUCGAGAGUGAUGCUCUUGGUUGGCAAUUUAUUACCGGUACCCUACCUGAUGGUUGUGAGUUCCUCGGAAUUGAUAAUCCACAGUUUGAGGGAUACAAGUUUGAUCCAAAUGGGGAAUAUGUUCGACGAUGGCUUCCUGAACUUGCUAGGCUGCCCACAGAAUGGAUACACCACCCAUGGGAUGCACCAGAAUCUGUACUUCAAGCUGCUGGAAUUGAGCUUGGUUCCAAUUAUCCUUUUCCUAUCGUUGAAAUCGUUGCAGCAAAAGAACGACUAGAAGAAGCGUUGUCACAAAUGUGGCAGCUUGAAGCAGCUGCAAGAUCUGCUAUUGAGAAUGGAAUGGAGGAAGGACAUGGAGACUCCACUGAUGAGUUUGUCCCAAUAGCUUUUCCUCAGGCUAUGCAGAUAGAAAUGGAAGCUAAUAAUGUACCGGUCAGGAACAAUAAUCCUACAAUUACUGCUCUACGACGUUAUGGAGAUCAGAUUGUUCCUAGCAUGUCAUCUUCCUUUUUUAGGAAUGAAGACGAAGAAACCUCUGUUGAUAUUAGAAAUUCAGUUGUAGAUAGUAGAGCAGAAGUUCCAAUAAUAUCGAUGUAAUGCAAGAACUAUGGAAUACGUACACUUGACCAAGCAGGAACUCCGAAGAUCAAAAUAUCACAUUUAUAUACAGAUAUGAUGCCUCUACUUCUCUGUACCAGACAUUAGUUGAGACGAUACGUAGUAGUUAUGAUUUUAGUUCCAGAGGAUGUCGAAGCCUCAUGGAACUUUCUUAACCUGUGUGUGA